ACAUCUCAGCUCCAUAUGUGGCAGAACUUCAUAGGAGGUCGGAGAGGCCCCAACAGGACGUCCUACUGCCGAAACCCACUCUGUGAGACGGGUCCGAGCGGUGGGCCCGGGCACGCCUCCAGCUCUUCGGUCACGGGCGUGCGGUCCAGGGCUAGGAGCAGCUCAGGCACAGGCCUCUCCAGUCCCCCUCUGGCUACUCAGACAGUGAUCCCCCUUCGGCACUGCAAGAUCCCAGAGCUGCCCGUCCAGCCGAGCAUCCUGUUUGAACUGCAGCUCUUCUUCUGCCACCUUGUGGCUCUCUUUGUCCACUAUAUCAACAUCUACAAGACCGUCUGGUGGUACCCGCCUUCUCACCCGCCUUCACAUACCUCCCUGAACUUCCACCUGAUUGACUUCAACGUGUUGACCGUCACCACCUUGGUGCUGGGUCGACGGCUCAUCGGGGCCAUCGUGAAGGAGGCUUCUCAGAGCAGCAAGGUCUCCCUCCCACGCUCAGUCUUCUUGGUCAUCACUCGCUUUGCCGUCCUCACCGGGACAGGCUGGAGCCUGUGCCGUUCCAUCAUCCAUCUCUUCAGGACCUACUCCUUCCUUAACCUCCUUUUCCUCUGUUACCCGUUUGGAAUGUACAUCCCGUUCCUGCAGCUGAACUAUGACUUUCGAAAAACAAGCCUCUUCAGCCAGGUGGCCAACAUUGGUCCUCGGGAGGCCGGAGGCAGUGGAGGCGGCCCUCCUUCACGGGGCCGGGACUACCUGACGGUUCUGAAGGAGACAUGGAAGCAGCACACUCAGCAGCUGUACGGUGCUGAAGCAAUGCCCACUCACGCCUGCUGCCUCUCCCCUGAUCUCAUCCGCAACGAGGUGGAAUUCCUCAAGAUGGACUUCAACUGGCGCAUGAAGGAGGUACUGGUUAGCUCCAUGCUCAGCGCCUACUACGUGGCCUUUGUGCCAGUGUGGUUUGUGAAGAACACCCAUUAUUAUGACAAGCGCUGGUCCUGUGAGCUCUUCUUGCUGGUGUCCAUCAGCACCUCGGUGAUCCUCACCCAGCACCUCCUGCCUGCACACUAUUGUGACCUGCUCCACAAAGCUGCUGCCCACUUAGGCUGCUGGCAAAAGGUGGAUCCUGCCCUCUGCUCGAACGUGCUUCAGCAUCAGUGGACAGAGGAGUGCACGUGGCCACAGGGUGUACUGGUGAAACACAGCAAAAAUGUCUACAAAGCCAUUGGCCACUACAAUGUGGCGGUGCCUUCAGACGUCUCCCAUUUCCGCUUCCAUUUUUUUUUUAGCAAACCACUGAGGAUCCUCAAUAUCCUUCUUCUGCUUGAGGGAGCUGUCAUCUUCUACCAGCUGUAUUCACUGGUCUCCUCAGAGAAAUGGCACCAGACCAUUUCUCUGGCACUCAUCCUUUUCAGCAACUAUUACGCCUUCUUCAAGCUGCUGCGGGACCGGCUGGUACUGGGCAAGGCAUACUCCUAUUCAGCCAGCCAUCGCCAGCCCGAGCACAAGUUCAGUUGAAUCGAGGCUAGCUGGGCCAUUUCAGGAGGAUGGGGUGGGACUGGGGGGGAGGGAAGAAAAAAACAACCAAAAAACCCACAAAAAAAAAAUCAGAGCUCUGUAUUUUUGUUACGACUGUUCUUUCUUUGAUAACUGAUGUAAUUAAAAGGAGAAAAGAAAUGA
Molecule: messenger RNA, 1674 nt
Organism: Vombatus ursinus (common wombat)
Lineage: Eukaryota; Metazoa; Chordata; Mammalia; Diprotodontia; Vombatidae
Gene: TMEM39B
Product: transmembrane protein 39B
Exons: 9
Coding region: 16-1512 (498 amino acids)
Cellular component (GO): membrane
Source: RefSeq, a predicted model, not a curated record